GACGACUUGUUAGAUCUGCAAGUGGAUAAGAAAGCAUAUCUCACGUGACCGUGCUGUUCACACCGCAAAGCCGAAGCCACAGCGCUUGCAGCCAACUUCCUCCUUACGAAGAUGUGAAAGCGACAAUGUCAAUCGUGCAACGACCUCUGGUCAUCCAGUCGCAGUUAAUAAGACAAUACUGCCCACUCCAGACUCGCACAAGGAACGCUGGCAUUUCCCGCCGGCAGUUGCAUCAACAUCAUGGUCUCCGUACCAAAACGGUCACGGAUGAGGAUAUCAAGCGUCUGGCCUCCAGACCGCUACACCCACUGACUCUUGCAGACCUAGUUAAGCAUGGCCGCCCACCCCUCUCCGCACAGGCGCUCUUCAGCUCUGCCAACUUCACCCUCUCAACCCUUCCCACGCGCCUUGCCCACCGCAUCCAAUCCCUCCGAAACCUCCCAUUCAUAGUCGUCUCGAACCCGCAAAUCAAUAAAAUCCAUAACAAUUAUAUCCAUUCGCUAUCGACACUACUACCAUGGGCCGAACAGGAAAUUACCACUUUGGAGGACGAGAUCAAGUUCACGGAAGUGAUGGCGGAUCUCGUUCAGACCCACGCGAACACAAUAUCUAUCCUGGCACGGGGAUUCUUAGAAGCUAGGAAAUACAUCAGCCCGCGAGAAGUGACGCGAUUUCUGGACGAACACCUGCGCGCUCGAAUUGGCACGCGGCUGAUCGCUGAGCAGCAUAUUGCGUUGCACUUCUCUUCGCAACCACAUCGCGAGCUUUCACCUCACGAUGAUCCCUCGAGUCCUAGCACCAGCUGGAUUGGCGUCAUUGACACCAAACUCCGCCCGGCGAGCAUCGUUCGCCAUUGCGAGGCUACCGUCUCUGAGUUAUGCGAGCUCAAGUACGGUGUCCGUCCGCAUUUGACGAUUAACGGCGAGCCCGAGUACGCAUUCGCACAUGUGCCAGUACAUCUUGAAUACAUCAUCACAGAACUCCUCAAGAACGCCUUCCGCGCUACCGUCGAGCGUGGCAUGGAGCGCGAGCCCAUCGAGGUUACUAUCGCACCCUUACCGGAAGACCCCGUCUGCGAAGAGAACGAAAACACCCAGCACGCGCACGUUACAAACGCCGGUCAAGGCAAUGUUGAUGUUGCCUCCAAAUUCUUCACGGGUCAGGACGUGGCGGAUAAUGCGUCUGCGACCUUAUCUGAAACGAUUCGCCCGCUGGCACACUCGACGCCUGGAGUCACAAUCCGGAUUCGGGAUAGAGGAGGCGGAAUCUCUCCUGAAAAUUACGAGCACAUCUGGGAUUAUAGCUUCACCACGUUCAACGAGGACCAGAUCUCGAACUCGAUCUCUGGUGGAAAUCGAUCUAGCAGCGGGAUGGACGCCCUCAACGCAAUUUCGGGGGCUGGCGGAGACGGGGUAAACAGCCUUGCCGGGCUGGGUUAUGGCUUACCGCUUGGCAGAGCGUAUGCAGAAUACUUCGGCGGGGGUAUUGCAGUGCAGAGCAUGUGGGGAUGGGGCACAGAUGUUUAUCUGAGUCUGAGAGGUGUGGGCAUGCUUGAGUGAGAAGCGAAGGAUUUAUGGGUCAAUCCUCGAGGCGGGAAGACCUUGAGCUGCUACGAGGCUGAUUCGAGAAUCAAAAGAUCGAACUUCCAUGUACAGGACGGUGUCUCGCGCUCCUCUUAUGCCCAUGAUAGAUUUCUGUUACCAUGACGGUAGCGAGUGCUGAGUGCCGUGGUUUGGCGGGCAAAGUUCGUCGUUUCGUUUUGAAUAUUUGAUGCCGACAGGAUCCAAACAAUCGCUGCACUAAUGCGCUGGCUUUAAAGGAGUGGGAGUAAAAAGAAACAUUCAUGACGAGCUUCCGGGAUGCCACCGCCACGUGGACAUGGGGCGAAAAAGGCCCCCCAUUCGACUCACCUUGUCAAAUCUGGUUAGUAGAAUCAUCUAC
Molecule: messenger RNA, 1941 nt
Organism: Mytilinidion resinicola
Lineage: Eukaryota; Fungi; Ascomycota; Dothideomycetes; Mytilinidiales; Mytilinidiaceae
Product: kinase isozyme 4 mitochondrial precursor
Exons: 2
Coding region: 126-1559 (477 amino acids)
Biological process (GO): protein phosphorylation; regulation of glucose metabolic process
Cellular component (GO): mitochondrion
Molecular function (GO): pyruvate dehydrogenase (acetyl-transferring) kinase activity
Source: RefSeq, a predicted model, not a curated record